AUGGCAUUACCAUUAUUACAUAUUUUUUCUGCUGUAUUAAAUUCUUAUAUUUUGUGGUAUGAUCAAGUAUAUGUGAAUGUAUUCCAUGGAAAUUCACUGGACACCUAUCCCUUUAAAAGUCGUAUUCUUUUCUUAACUCUGUGGAAUUUUGUACUUCACGGAGUUUACCAUUGGGUAGCCUUAGCCAAUGAUGUUUUUGGCACAGACGAAGCAUCACCUCGUAAUCCGCCUUUAAUACGAAAAUUAAAAGAUUUGUUAUUUACUUUAGCUUUUCCGCUGGGUGUCUAUGUGUCUAUUGCUUUCUGGAGUGUAUACGCCGUUGACAAGGAACUUAUUUUUCCCGAACGCGUAGAAAAAGCUUAUCCACCAUGGAUAAACCACCCCUUACAUACAUUUGUGUCUGUUUUUAUAAUAUUAGAAAUGUUAACGUCUAAUGUAACCUACCCAAGAAGGAUGGUCGGUUUAGCCAUGAUAAAUAUCUUUAUGUUCUCGUAUUUAGGGUUUUUGUUUGUAGUUUAUGGUCGAACCGGUGAAUGGGUGUACCCUGUAUUAGCGUACUUCAAUUGGCCUCUCAGAAUAAGCUUUUGUUUAGGCAGUGUUGUAAUAGGUCACCUAUUUUAUUUCGUAGGCGAAAGUUUAAACAAAAGAUUUAAUCCGUCCCCGAAAGUUAAAGGCAACGAGAAGUCACGAUAA
Molecule: messenger RNA, 693 nt
Organism: Pieris macdunnoughi
Lineage: Eukaryota; Metazoa; Arthropoda; Insecta; Lepidoptera; Pieridae
Source: the annotation of a GenBank genome assembly